Molecule: messenger RNA, 849 nt
Organism: Acaulospora morrowiae
Lineage: Eukaryota; Fungi; Glomeromycota; Glomeromycetes; Diversisporales; Acaulosporaceae
Source: the annotation of a GenBank genome assembly
AUGGCCCCAGCUACCACAGGAAUAGUGGAGAGCGAUGGAAAGUUGGAAAAAAAGCCGAUUAGUUUUGUUAACCUUGCAGUUGGCGGCGGGUUGAAUAUGUUCGAAGUAUCGACGCUUGGUCAGCCAUUUGAAGUACUCAAAACUCAUCUUGCAGCCAAUCGAAAAGAUACCAUUAUAGAGGCUUUCAAGAAAACUUAUAAACGAGGUGGAAUCUUUGGUUUUUACCAGGGGUUAAUACCAUGGGCGUGGAUUGAGGCUAGCACAAAGGGUGCUGUACUCAUAUUUACUGCGAGUGAAAUAGAGUAUAGAUCAAGGGUUGCCGGUGCUUCGCCAUUUUUGUCUGGUAUUCUCGGUGGUAUGGCCGGAGGUCUUUCGCAAGCAUAUACUACCAUGGGCUUUUGUACCUUUAUGAAAACCGUGGAGGUUACGCGUCAUAAAGCAGGGGCAGAGGUUUCGACCAUUAAAGUUGCUGCUGAUAUUUGGAAAAGGGAGGGCAUUCGAGGUAUUAAUAAAGGUGUCAAUGCUGUAGCAGUACGACAGUGCACCAAUUGGGCUAGCAGGUUCGGUUUGACAAGAGCUGGCGAGAUGUUAAUCAGAAGAAUUCGGGAUGGCGAGCCUAUUGAGGUCAUUCGUGUUGAAAUGCAGUCGCAAGUGAAAACACCAGGUCGUCCCGAAAAAAUGAGCAUCGUAACGUGUGCCAAAUUUAUUUAUCAGAACAAUGGUUUCAAAGGCUUCUACCGUGGAGUCACUCCCAGAAUCGGUCUCGGAAUCUGGCAAACUGUUUGUAUGGUGUUUGGAGGUGACUCUAUUAAGGCAAAGUUGGAAGCACGGCAGAAAGCCAAAACUUGA